Messenger RNA from Plasmodium vivax (malaria parasite P. vivax), 3474 nucleotides. RefSeq lists its product as hypothetical. The record is from RefSeq and is a predicted model, not a curated record. Lineage: Eukaryota; Apicomplexa; Aconoidasida; Haemosporida; Plasmodiidae. Bases 1 to 3474 code for a protein of 1157 amino acids. The transcript has a single exon.
AUGAGCCACGAGUGGUCGGACGCCCUCGAGUGGAGAGGCAACAACAGCCUGGAAAGCGGAAGAGAAGAAGAAGAAGAAGAAGGUAAAAAAAAAAAAGCAAGUUGCUAUGAACUCAUAAAUGAUAAAAUUUUCGUAUACAGGUGUAACGCCUGCCUGCUGGUAUUCACCUGCGUGCAUUCCUUUUCAAAUCACGUGGUGAGUGAAAACCACCAAAUAAAACAGCUGAAUUCUUUGAAGAGGGGAAAAACUUUUGGCUGCCUGAGGUGUAAGUACGUCUGUCUGAGCGUUGCCAAGAUUAUAAGUCAUAUAGAGACGUUCAAUCAUGGCCACAACAUUUUGAGGAAAAUCAAAAGGAAUAUGGUUUACAACGGAAUUGCCUUCUGCUCAUGUAGAGUCAAAUGCUACACGUUUUACUCCCAAAAUAAAUACUGCCUCACGACUGGGGAUCCCCUCCUGGCCGAGCAUGAAGGCGUCCCGAAUUUGCAACCGACCGGUGAAGCAGUCCCUAAUUUGCAACCGACCGGUGAGGGUGGCGAAGGUGGCAUGCGUCCUUACGACCAGAGUGACUCUCACCAUGGUGGAGAUGUGCAGUUCCUGCCGGAGGGGGGGUGGACACCUAAGGGGGGCAGCUCCCUCAGGAGGAAGACGCUGGGCUUUAUCCUCAGCACCACGGGCGGGGCGGCCUCUAACGCGGCACCUAACGACGCAGAUGGGGCAGCCUCUAAGGAGACGGACAGCGCAACCUCUAACGCGGCACCUAACGACGCAGAUGGGGCAGCCUCUAAGGAGACGGACAGCGCAACCUCCAACGCGGCGCCCAUGCCCUGCAACCAAGUGGGCGAGCAGGCGGAGCUGAGCCCCAUCUGCACGGACCUGAAGAAAAUAAACGACUUCAACGCAGUCCUGCUGAAUUUGGAGAAGCAGGAAAAGCAGGAGAAGCAAAGGGGGCGAAACAUGCAGGGCGCGGCGAACCAACAAAACGGCUGCACCACGGAUGAAAGCAGAAACUUACUCUUGCACAUCUACGAAAAUAAUUACCACUUAGACCAAAUGAGCAGGAGGGAUUCUUCCCACCAGGACGCUCAUCAAAAUGAGAAAAAAUGUGAUGCUUUGGACGAAACGGAAGGCCAGUUGUUUUCCCCCCCUGUUGGCUUAAAUGGCGAUAACGCCUUUGCUGAGAGGGAGAAUGACCCCCUCAGUGGCUACCGCUUUAACCCCCUCAGUAGCUACCGCUUUAACCCCUUCGAGCAAGGCGACUUCAGCUUGUUCCCCCGGGAAGAUAACACCCGUGUAGGGACACCCGGAGGGGAAGCCCCUUUUUUCACACACCAAGGGGAUCAUCCCCAAAGUGGGGCCAACAAUCCAGACAGAAAAGAUACAAUCAGGACGAGCACAACCUACAGCACUUUGCAUGAAGAAGGCCCCUCCCACAUCAACGGGGGUAGAAGCACGAGGAACAAGUCUUCACAAAAUAGGCCACCCAAUUAUGAACCCAUUUUUAAGGACCACCACAAAUGGGAUCAAUUUCUCAGCUCAGAAGUGGCCAAUAAAAUUGACCAAAAUUUGGAGGGCGAAAUGGACGAAGUGAAGAAUUCCUUUCUACGCUCCAUCCAGAACAGCGCAAAAAAGCUAGCUGCGUUAGACGCCCUAUAUCUGGAUGAGCAGAUGAAGGGAGCAUCCCUUUUUUGCACUGACCCCCCUACUGCGUGUAGAAGCGGUGGAGAGAGACACACAAAUGUCGGCGAUGAGAUAGGCACUAAUAGGGAGGGAACACCCAGCGGAAUGCCUCAUCCGGAUGAACAACAAAUGGGUGGCUUCCUCAACGAGGAUAAGUUCUCCCCCUCGGAAGAAGAUUUAAAAAAAUACUUUUGCAAAAAUUUGCUCUCACACAUAUUUGAUUAUCAGCCGAGCAGCGUGGUUCCCACCAUGGGGGGGUCUCAAAGGGUUGAUUCUGGGGAGCCCUUCAGCGGAAAAGUGGCCAAAGCGGUAGGUAAUACACACUGGGAUGUGGUGACUGCCAAUAAUGCGCAUAAUAUGGCCGAGCGGGAGACACCGAAUAGAGGCCCCUUCACCGAUAUGGAGUACCUCCCCAGGGAGGGAGCAGCCGAUGCAGCUCAGUACCAAACUCGACGGAUCGACAGCAGUGGUUCGUUUUUGUCCCCUAAAUAUUGGCAAUCUCAAAUGGAUGAAAUGAAUAGGGGCGAUUACAAUCACAUGGGUGGAAAGGAUAACAGGGAGGUUUCCGGGUCGUUAGUCGGAGCAACCAACCAGCUGGGUUACACGAAGCACACCGUUGGGAGAGAUAAACAGCGUGGAGACCCCCACGAUGCAAGUCUUUUUCCCCCAAUCGGUAAUGCAUUAACAUAUAUGAAGAAAAAAAGAAGUGAUAAUGCCACUGAGGAAAGAGAAAAAAAACACCAAUUGGAUUUGCUAAAUUAUUAUCGUGUGCAGGGAGGGAGAUCCCCUUAUGCACAUGGUGACGUCCAAAAUGGGGAAGGUGGCAGAUGUUACCCCCAACUGAAUAAGGCCUCCCAGCAUUCCAAUCAGCCAUAUGAAGAUCUCACUCCCUAUCGCAAAUGCUUCGGUGGGUGGGUAGCAGAAGAAAAAAAUUGCAAAGGAGAGAACCCUCUUAGCAGGCAUGCCGGGCCCGUUAGUUUUACUGCCAAUGCGGGGGUAGCAGUGGCAAAGGGGAUGCACCAGUUGGGCGCCCCCUCCCCCAGCGGGGCCAACUUCAACGAGAGACGUCUAAGCCAGCCAAGCAGACGCACCUCAGUGAGCAACCCAACUGACAACGCAGCUUCCCCCACGCAGGAGCAGAUUCUCAACAGCAUUUUCGAAGACCCCUGCGAUGAUAAAAAGAUCUGCAGGACGCCCAGCGAGACGGACGCUCUAAAUAAGAAAAGGCAAUCCUUCAUCGACGAAAUUGGUGAAAUUAAAAAAUCGAUCGAAAGGGAAAAGGAAAAGGAAAAGGGAAACGAAAAGGAAAAUAAUAGACCGCCCACUUUGACGCACAUGGAUCCUCCGUAUGGACAGAGAAUGACUCCUGCCAUCCCUUUGCACAGCGAGAGGAGCGAUUUUUUCAAAAGCGGGGUGCUGAAGAAGCCGAGUUUUUACCUUGGCAGUCGCAACAACGAUGGUAGGGGUGCCUACCCGGAUUUCAAGUCCAUUCGGGCGAAUGACCCCCGUGGGGCGGGCGCCCAUUCGGGGAUCCCCACUGAGGGAGGCAACUUCGGGAGCGGCCACAUUCAGGGCGGCCACAUUCAGGGCGGCCACAUUCAGGGCGGCCACGUUCAGAGCGGUCACUUCCAGAACGGGUACUUCCAGAGCAGCCACUUAGACAGUCACUUGGACAGCCGCUUAGAUAACCGCCGAGACCACUUCAGUCGCACUCACCAGGAAAGGAAGAAAUCCGCGGAUGGCGAAUACGACCAACGUUUCAGCUCGAACCUGUCCAAAUGGCAGAGAAGAAGAUGA